Molecule: messenger RNA, 1305 nt
Organism: Kuraishia capsulata CBS 1993
Lineage: Eukaryota; Fungi; Ascomycota; Pichiomycetes; Pichiales; Pichiaceae
Exons: 1
Coding region: 1-1305 (434 amino acids)
Biological process (GO): intracellular calcium ion homeostasis; calcium ion transmembrane transport
Cellular component (GO): fungal-type vacuole membrane
Molecular function (GO): calcium:proton antiporter activity
Source: RefSeq, a predicted model, not a curated record
AUGACAGACGCCGAGUCUCAGGUCAUAACAACGGCCCCAGCCUCUUUUCUAUCCAAUGUGUCGAGGGUCUUCUUCAAAACAUUGUAUUCCAGUACGGUCAACCUUUUGCUUGUAUUCGUUCCUUUGGGGCUUUUGGCUGGUUUCCUCGAAUGGGGUUCCGCUGCUGUUUUCUCGUUGAACUUCCUCGCAAUUGUUCCUCUGGCAUCCAUAUUGGCUUUUGCUACUGAAGAGCUCGCAGAACAUGUUGGUGAUGCGAUUGGAGGACUGUUGAACGCGACUUUUGGAAAUGCUGUCGAGUUGAUCGUGUCAAUCAUUGCUUUGCAGCAAGGCCAAAUUACCGUGGUACAGGCCUCGAUGCUGGGAAGUAUUUUGUCCAACUUAUUGCUGGUUCUUGGUUCCUGUUUCAUUGCAGGCGGCAUCCACGGAGAUCAGCAGCAUUUCAACCAGACCGUGGCCCAGACCAUGUCUUCUCUUCUGGCGUUGUCUGUUAUUGGUCUGCUGUUGCCUGCAGCUUUCCACGCCUCGUUGCCUGCUCCUACCAAAGAGAACCCGGGAAGUGACAUUGAUGGAAAGAUUCUGUCGUUUUCAAGGGGAACGUCUAUCAUUCUCCUGAUAUCCUACUGCUUGUAUCUGUUCUUCCAGCUGAAGACCCACAAACAAUUGUUCGAAGGUAUCAACGACGAAAGUACUGAAACUGAGAUUGCCAUUUCGGACGAGCUGGACCCUUCUUCCAGUAACGGCUCCGUUCACAGAAACGGCUCUAUUGGAACAGAUGGGUUCAGACAAACCCCUACUUUGAUCUUCAAGAAAUCUCAACCAGCGCCAUCAGCAUUGUCAGUGAAAGAGGCCACCACGGUGCUCAUUCUGGCCACUCUGGGAGUCUCUUUCUGUGCUGACUACUUGGUUGGAUCCAUUGAUGCCAUCGUUGAAUCGUCAGGUCUGUCCAAGACCUUUAUUGGUUUGAUCGUUAUUCCUAUCGUUGGAAACGCAGCUGAACAUGUGACUGCAAUUGUUGUUGCCGCAAAGCAAAAGAUGGAUCUAGCUGUGGGAGUUGCCAUUGGCUCCUCUCUGCAAAUCGCUCUAUUCGUCACCCCAUUCAUCGUCCUCGUUGGAUGGGCCAUGGAUAUCCCAAUGACUCUGUAUUUCUCCACAUACGAGACUGCAGUCAUGUUUGUUGCUGUAUUUAUCACAAACUACCUGAUUUUGGAUGGAGAGAGUAACUGGCUGGAAGGUACCAUGCUGUUGAGUACUUACCUGAUCAUUGCGAUCUCUUUUUUCUACUACCCUGACACUCUGGCCCAGUGA